CCUCCUGGCUUCCCGCGACCACCGACGUAAGACGUGUACCUAAUCCUUAAAUAAAUAAUCGUCGUACAGACAACCUCUGCCGUUCCGAGCGUCAGUCGAUAAGAUAUAUCUAGAGCACUAACACUGAAACCCAGUAAUGAAAAUGUGAAUAGUCGUGAAUGGGAAAUGGCGAGAUCGUUAGACGAUAUCACGAAAAAGUGCACCGACGAAGACAACGUUAUGGACGACGACAGCGAAGACCCCCCAGGAUGUCUCCGCAGGAUGGUGGUUUGGUUAAGGAUCAAUCCGAAUCUUGUUAUGUUAAAAGUGACUCUAUUUGUGAUGUACGGUGCCACCGCAUCUCUAUUACCGUAUUUGACGAUUCAUAUGCAAAGUAUAGGACUUACAGUGCCUGAAAUUUCAUUUGUGUAUUUAGCUUUACCUUUCACUACAUUUUUGAGUCCACCUAUAACAGGAUUUUUAGUUGAUCGCUUCGGGGAGUAUAAGCCUGUAGUUAUCACGGCUCUUAUCUUAAACGCAGCAUUUCAUCAUUCCCUGCUGCUGAUUCCACAUCAAGAAACUCCUGGAGUAAUGCCAUCUGCCUAUGUUAUGCGCCAUCCGAUUAAAAGAAGCGUCGAGAUAUGGUGGAGUCCCUGCCCUAGCAGAGAAUGCCCUGACGAAGAUGAGCAGGUCGAUUUUGUUCUGGAUCGAUGCAUUGACCAUUGCAUGUUAUCCAGACCAACUGAACGUCCUGAGGUUGAUCCAGCUGACGAUAAAGAUGAUCUAGACUUUCAUAUAGAGCACAAAUUUCAUCCACCACGUCUUACCAACGCCAGUUACUUAAAUAUGACUGACGAUGAGGAAUUUAACGACGCAGCAUUCUUUUUAAUAGAAGUGCAUGAUGAUUUAGGUGAACCAAAAGAACAACUUGGUAUUGAAAUGGAAAGGGAUGACAAUGAUACGGUAACAGAUUUCAGAUCAAGGUUUGGCGAGAAAUUAUUGCUUGCUCAAGGUGUAAAUAUUACGGCUCUUGAUAACGAAGAUCUAAGAUGUGGUGGUCUCGUCAUGCUGCAUAAUAUGACGAAACUCUCGCAACAACGACUGGAAUCCUUAUCAGCUGACUGUAUGGUUCAAAAGUGUGAUUUUAGAAAAGGAGGCCCAGACAUAUGCCCGCCAGAUUACAAGGAAAGUGAUGAUAAAACAUUCUACAUUUAUUUCUUUUUACGCUUCAUGGGGACUAUUAUGUUAUCAGCUGGCGUAACGAUUAUGGAUCCCAUAGCCUUAACUAUGAUACAAAAGUAUGGAGGGGACUUUGGCAGAGAAAGGCUAUUUUCUAGCAUUGGGAUGGCCAUUUUUUCUCCUAUCACAGGCAUGCUUAUAGAUAUGAGGAGUAAACAAGUCGGCUACACGGACUAUUCAGCAGCUUUUUAUACGUAUGACGCCUUACUUCUGAUAUCAGCAAUUACUGUUGCUGUAAUGCCCCUUGGAGCUAAACUGCCAGCUGAUAAUUUAUUACACGACUUAGUGAAUAUUAUAAAAAUGCCUCACAUUAUUAUUUUUAUAUUCUUUCUUUUUGCUCUGGGAAACUUUUGGGGCUUUAUCGAAUCUUAUUUAUUUUUGUACUUGAAGGAAUUAGGGGCACCUAAUUUUUUGCUAGGAAUAACCGUGACCGUGGGCACGUUAAGCAGCAUCCCGUUUCUCUACGGCGCAGACGCAAUCACAUCUCGGAUUGGUCACGUCAACGUGAUCAUUGUCGCCUUCUUCUCUCAUGCUGCGAGGCUCGUUGGUUAUUCUUUUAUAGAAAACUCCUGGUGGUGCUUUCCAUUUGAAGCCAUGGAAUCGUUGUCUGUACAUUUAAUGUGGGUUGCAGCAGCGACCUACUGUGCGAUGUUAGCUCCUAAGAACCUGUUGGCGACUCUGAUUGGUGUCCUUGGAAUGGCGCAUUUCAGUUUAGGUAGAGGCAGCGGUAGUUUCGGUGGCGGCCUCCUAAUUGCUUCUUUGGGUACAAGAGAAGCUUUCCGUUAUAUGGGGUUAAUCGCUUUUCUUGGCGGUGUGCUGUAUGGCCUGCUCCAUUAUUUUUGGCUGAGGAAAACAGCUAUGACUGGUAUUCGAGAUGCCUGUGACCCUGAUACUGAAAGCGGGGAAGGUGACAAGCUGAACGGCGAGCCAUUACGCAAGGAUGCAGAGACAAUGGUAUCGUUAGAGAGACUUCACAUCAUCACCCGCUUCAAUCCACUUGGCUCUCUGCAUUCGCUGUCGAGAAGCUCAAGGGCGAGGCUCUCUCAAGGCGACAUCAACGAGCUUUGCCGAAGCCGCAGCGGAAGUAACAGCCAGCGACGCUGCAGCAAUAUCGAGAUAUCACCCAAAACUCCUCAGGGUUCAGCAUCUAAGGUGGAUCUGCUGCGUUCAGCACUAGAAAUCAGCCACCAACAAGGCAAAGGACACAUAUCCAACCCUGUGCUGUCCAGUCAGAGCAGACCUACACAUCAAUACAAGCUUGCAAAUAGCGCACCAAAGCUUACUCAGCGGAACAACAUAUCUCAGCCAGCGCUCGCGGAAUACGACAGACGUCGGGAUUCCAUACCUGAAGAGGCCGAGGAAGACCGUUUAACGCCAGCACAGAAACCGGCCAAGACCAAAAGCGACAACAUACCACCACCACCUACAUAUGACGAAGCGACCAGGGAAAAGCGAAAAAGUUGGCACUCUGAUGACAGCGCUCCCACGUAACGAAAAAAGAAAACCCGUCAAGAAAUAGGAUUGAAAAGAAAAAAAAAGGUUGAGGUAUACCUAUAUAGCCAGUUUUCGUCACGAAAGAUGAAAUUGUACUGAGUAGGUAUAUCUCAGAAAAAAUAGAAUGACAUGGAGACACUUCCAGAGUUAUAGUUAAAAUAUGCUUAGUUUGAAAUAAUCCAAUAAAAUGCUUUACAGUAAAAAUAAUAAGAAAAACGAACCAUCAUAAAUAAAGAAAAACAUUAUUGUUAUAUAUAACAACCUUUUAGAAGUUAUUUUGAUU
Pararge aegeria (speckled wood butterfly) is the source of this 2995-nucleotide messenger RNA. RefSeq lists its product as uncharacterized. The record is from RefSeq and is a predicted model, not a curated record. Lineage: Eukaryota; Metazoa; Arthropoda; Insecta; Lepidoptera; Nymphalidae. The transcript has 13 exons. The coding region runs from base 166 to 2709 and encodes 847 amino acids. Gene Ontology annotation, cellular component: membrane.